Molecule: messenger RNA, 704 nt
Organism: Durio zibethinus
Lineage: Eukaryota; Viridiplantae; Streptophyta; Magnoliopsida; Malvales; Malvaceae
Product: EG45-like domain containing protein
Source: RefSeq, a predicted model, not a curated record
UCCUAAGGUGGCAAAAGUCACCCGUGAUUGAUGAGUUCGCUGGUAUCUACCAAUUUAUCUAGAAAAAGGAGACGGAUGUGGGCGGGAUUUCAACAUGUCCACACGAACGAUCUAACAAAAAUUGAAAAUAAUAGUAAAGAUAUUGUUUCCUUUUCAGUUUUGGCAUUUCUCUUUCUCCAAAUCCGAGUAUAUAAAUUUGACAGGAAUAAACUUGGUGUUUCCAAUCCAACGUGAGUGCAUGUUAAGUAGUUUCAUUUGCUGAAAAAAUCAUGGCUCUCUUAUUGAUCAUAGCUAUAGUAUUGAGCAUAUUGAGCAGUGAAGCAAGUUUUGUUCUCGGGGAUAUUGGAACUGCCGCUUCCUACGGUCCUCCUUACAUACCUACCAAGUGCAAUGGAAAUAGAGAAGAUCAAUUUCCGCCAGGAAAUUUGUUUGUGGCAGUGAGUGAAGGGCUGUGGGACAAUGGAGCGGCUUGCGGGAGGCGCUACAGAUUGAGGUGUUUGAGCGGCAACAGAAGGCCGUGCAAAGGUGGUACCGUUGAUGUCAAGGUAGUUGAUUUCUGCCCCAAAUCACCAUGUCCCUCAACAAUUCUCAUGUCCACUGACUCCUUUGCCGCUAUCUCCCGUUCCUCCGGCGACAAAAUUAACGUUGAAUUUAUCCAGAUAUGACUUUGAUCAUCCACCUAAUUAAGUUCCAUCUGCAGAUGC